Colletotrichum spaethianum is the source of this 549-nucleotide messenger RNA. RefSeq lists its product as uncharacterized. The record is from RefSeq and is a predicted model, not a curated record. Lineage: Eukaryota; Fungi; Ascomycota; Sordariomycetes; Glomerellales; Glomerellaceae. The transcript has a single exon. Bases 1 to 549 code for a protein of 182 amino acids.
AUGGCGAGGGGGUGGUCCAAACUCGUAACCGACAUUGAGCCCUCCUACGAACCGCCCUGCUCCGAUGAUGACUAUCUCCACGAUGGCGAGCCCGUUUUGUUAUUUCGCAACGACCUCAAGUAUCUCGGCUUGGGAAAGAGCUUGUUGCCGUCUACAGGACUGCUGCCAGAGGUCCGCGCCAUUUCUGAGAUUGACGUGAUCACUGGUAAAUACCGCAUGCACCCCAGUAUAUAUGCAGUCCUGGCCAAAUCCUUGCCCUCUAUACAUCGAGUCAAUUUCACCCUCGCAAUGCCAACCCGUCGGUACAUGUUCCAGCGGAGACACAUCCGAUCCGCCCUCGCCGACGCAUUGCGAGAUGCUUCUCUUGAUAAUCUUGAGGCUCUUCAUAUCCAACUUCAUGACGGAACGUCCCUAGACGAGAGACUCGGGCUAGACGUCCUCACAAACUCCAGAAGACAAGACGAUUUGAGCCUGGCCGUUCAAGUUGUACUCAAGCUCCCCAACCUACGAGAAGCGUCGUUUCUAGGCGGAUGGAUCCUCGCGCCAUAG